Colletotrichum destructivum is the source of this 2912-nucleotide messenger RNA. RefSeq names its product Putative cytochrome P450. Lineage: Eukaryota; Fungi; Ascomycota; Sordariomycetes; Glomerellales; Glomerellaceae. Bases 402 to 2333 code for a protein of 643 amino acids. The record is from RefSeq and is a predicted model, not a curated record. The transcript has 3 exons. Gene Ontology annotation, molecular function: oxidoreductase activity, acting on paired donors, with incorporation or reduction of molecular oxygen; heme binding; iron ion binding.
CGCCCUCGACCCGAAACCAGAGCUUCGACGCCCCCCCCCCCUCCUGAGUCUUGUCGCAUAGCCCUGUUCUGUCCCGCCUCUACUUAGACUGAGACGACGUUUCCGGUCGUUCUUUGUUUCUUCCAUGACGGUUCCAUGUCUCUUAUCUCUUUCCCUUCUUCCUUGGUAUAGGGAGCUGUCCUAUUUUCCUCGUGCAAGCAUUGGCAAUUGUUCUGUUGUAUCAAACAACACCAAGCUCGUCCGCCCACAAUUUCGAUACGGUUUUCAGGCAGAGCUUCAGGUUGAGACGGGGUCUCGAUCGGUCUCUCGUCGAAUUCCAACCCCGCUGUGGCCGAUAGCUUUCUGUAUUUUCGACACUCGACGUAUUCGAACCUGCGGAAGUCCGAUAGUAAAUCAUCGCCAUGGUGUCUUCAAUCUUCGUCUUGGUUGGAGCUGUGAUCGCCUACGGCGUCUACUCCUACGUCGCCGGCCUACAGCGCAACAUCGCCGAGGCGAAGAAGGUCGGCUUGCCCUAUGUCGUUACCCCUGCGUCGCCCUUUUCGAUAGUAUGGCAGCUCACCCAUAAGUUCUGGAUUCCCAUUAUCAAGAUCUUCCCUAAGUCUUGGUGGGAAAACUGGUUAGAGAUCCUGAUUCCGAACUGGUCCUACAACUUGCUCCACAAGCCUUUUGCGCGCAUCGGCGAGACCUUCAUGGUGGUAUCACCCUUUCAGAUCCUCAUCCUGACCGAUAGCGCCGAAGCUAUCCAUCAGAUCACGCAGCAGCGCGACAAGUUCCCUAAGCUAGUCGAGACGUACGCGAUCCUGAAGCAGUUCGGCGACAAUGUUCUGACCACCGAGGGUGUGGUAUGGCGUAUGCAUCGAAAGGUUACGUCCGCCACCUUCAAUGAGAAGAAUGCUGCCCUCGUCUUCGCCGAGUCCAUAAAACAGGCCCAGAGCAUGACGCAGAAGUGGCUUGGCCCAGACGGCCGGAGCAGGCAGACCGUCGAGACGCUGGAUCACGACACCAUGCGUCUCGCGCUCAACAUCAUCAGUUAUGUCGGGUUCGGCAUGCGCCUGCUCUGGCCGGGGCAGGCGCUGCCCGAGGGAACGGAUCCGAAACUCGUAAAGUACAGCUCGCUGGAAGCGCCUCCGGGCCACAUCAUGAGUUUCGUCGACGCCAUUGCCGAGAUGCUAGAGCAUAUCCUGGUCCUGCUGCUGGUGCCACACAAGAUUCUGAAGAUGCUGCCCUUCAAGUACACAAAGAAGGCAAUCGAUUCGCACGACAGCUACGUGCAGUACAUUGACGAGCUGAUGCAGGACAAGAUCGAGGACUUGCAGAACGGCGAUCGCGGAGACGCCGGCAUGGACCUCAUGGGCCAGCUCGUGAGGUCCAAGUAUGGCGACGUAGCGGCCCACGGCGGUAUCAAUGGAGUGCUGUCCAAGUCCAAGGUCCCGCAGCUGUCCAAGUCGGAGAUCUCGGGCAACACGUUCAUCAUGCUUGUCGCGGGACACGAGACGACGGCGAACGCGAUGCAUUUUGGGUUGAUCGAGAUCGCCUGCAACCCCGCCGUGCAGAGACAGCUCCAGAAGGACAUCGAUGGCAUAUUUGGCGACAGCGACCCGAGCACGUGGAACUACGAAAGCACGGUGAACCCCAUGCUUGCUUCGAUGCUGGGCGCGUGCAUGAACGAGACGCUGAGAAUGACGCCGGCCGUGGUCGAGAUCCCCAAGAAGGUGAAUCCCGAGGGUGACGGCAUCAUCUCGCUCGACGGAGAGAAAUAUGUGCUGCCCAAGGGCGCGCACAUCUCCCUCGUGGGCGUGGCGGCGCACCGCAACCCACGGAACUGGCCAUCGAAGCCGAGCAGAGUGACGAGCGCGGAACACGACCUUGACGACUACGCGCCGGAGCGAUGGUACCGUGCCAGCCCGAACGAGGCGGCGACAGAGGACAAGAGCGGCGGCGACACGGAGGACUACGGCGGGUACAAGGGCUCGGACACCAGCGACAAGAUGUUCCGGCCGGUGCGGGGAUCUUACGUCCCCUUCUCGGACGGACCGCGGUCGUGCCUCGGGCGUCGCAUCGCACAGGUGGAGAUCAUCGCUGCCCUGUCCGUCGUAUUCCAGCGGUAUAGCCUCGAGCUGGCGGUGGACGAGUGGGCGUCGGAUGCCGAUGUCGAGGCCAUGGACCGGGCAGAGAGGCAGAAGCUGUACAGAAAGGCUCAGGACAAAUGCCGGGAGACUGUCAGGAAGGCAUCAACAAUGCUGACGCUGAAACUGCCACAGGGGACGAGCGUCCCGAUACGGAUCGUGCCGAGAGGGGAGGAGAGCUUUGUCAAUUUUGUUGACUCUGCUUAGAUAGACUGGAGUGCGUUGAGUCGGUCAAGGCUGGAUCGCAUGAUAUUUCGAUUACAUAAGUAGCGACGGGUUGAAUGGAUAUAUGGGAAUACCCGGCAGGGACGAGGGGAUUUGACCGACUUUGACUUUGUGUUGUUUCCUACUUGUAUACCCGAGGCAGAAUGACAAUCAACAUGAUGGUGACUCAACCCGAUGUCGCAGGUAUGAGCCUUGACGGAAGCGCAUGAUUGGACAACCCGAAGACGUUUGGAUUGUGCCUGUGGUUGCCCCGACAGCUGGACGUGUUGAUGGCGGCGAACCGAAGCCGUCAACGGACGUAGAGUUCGAUAGGCUGACUGACUGGCUGGUGGUUUACUGGUCGGUGUGUGAUGUUGACGAAGAACAGGCCACGUGUUCCCUCAAAGGUCGCAUCAGCCCAGCACUCUCCAGACGGCCUCAGCAGUCGAUGACUCGAUUAGGACAUUGCCUAUUGUCUUGUGGGAGAUGACGAUGAUCAAACAAGAGUCGGCGACUAACCCGUUUGUUUACAUGCCUUGCCGCAUUCGGACAGGUCGGAUGGGUCCGUCUGGUCCCGUCACU